UAAUGCCCUACCGAUUGUAAAAAACAUGGUGUCAACCAUUGUUUGUUGUCCCCAAUAUUAUUUGAUCGAAGUUGUCUAGGAAGUACAGGUCAAGGCGACAUAAAUCUUGUCACGCUAGAUUGCUGAAAAUCAAUGAGGCACCUGGGUAGCAGGCAAUGAUUGCAUCAGCCUUCUGGAAUCUUGUGGGCUUGUCUGACAUGCGCACUGAUAACAGGAUGCCGCUCAUUUUGAGCACCAAUUCCGCCGAGUAAGAUAAAAGUAAAUUAUGGCCACCAAUGGGGAGGAAGAGGCAGACACUUGGAUGGAAUUCAUCGAGAAGCUGAAGGCUGUGGAUGGGGGCAAGAAGAAAUCUCCCAAACCUGACUCCUACAUUAAAGAGAGUGCCUCCUAUGAGGUGGUGGAAGACUACGACUGCAUGCUGAACCAGACUAACAUCCAGAAGAACAACAACAAGUACUACGUGAUACAGGUGCUGACCCGCGGUGGGAAGUACUACACCUGGACCAGAUGGGACAGGGUGGGGGAGUCUAAUCGAAAUUGUUUAAAUCCACACAAGGACCGUGACGCAGCAGUGACAGAUUUUGAGGAAAAGUUCAAAGAAAAAACCAAGAACACAUGGGCCAACCGCCACAGCUUCGAGCCCAAGCCAGAGAAGUACACUCUCAUUGAGAUGGCAAAUGAUGAGGAGGAAGAUGUUCCUGUGGUAGUCACCAGUGGAAGAAGGGUAGAGGAAGCCAGUCUAGUUGAGUCUACACAGAAACUGGAGAAUCUCAGUCUCGACACUGGAGUGAAUAUGCCGCUGGGUAAACUGAGCAAGGCACAGAGAGCUAAAGGCUUUGAGGUGUUGAAUGAGAUUGAAGAAGAGUUGGAGGGCAACCAAGCAGCAGACAAACUCAGGGAACUGUCGUCGAGGUUCUACACAGUGAUUCCACACGCCUAUGCUCGCCAGAUUCAUCUGCCAUCUAUUGCUGACUCAGAGACUCUUCAGAAGAAGAUGGACAUGUUGGCUGUGCUUGGAGAUAUCGAGCUGCUUCAAAGUCUACAGAAAGUCAUGGAUAUUACAGCUAUGGAAAUUGCAGCUGUUCGAGAGCGCAUCACUAUCCUGCAACAGGCCCCUGCUACUCGGCCUGGGGCGCAGUGACCAUCCUGCCAAGACAUCCCAACUAACAGGCUCCAGCUGGAUGAAUUCAUCACCAAAGGCUGGGAGGCGAUGGCGGUGCUGCAGUCAGCUGAGGGGAGGCGUUUUCAGCAACAGUUGGACCAGCGUCGCGCAGCUGAUGCUUAUAUUUGAAGCAUGUCUCAGGGCAGUGGCAGCCAACACACAUAGGAUAAAUGAGACAAGGGGUGCAUACUGUGUCUCAGCGUGGAGAAUUUCAAUUUUAUUUCAUUUUCUCUGAUGUUCUUAUCACAUUUCUUUUCGUCUUCUUAUAUUUUCUCUUGUGAUUUCCUGGUAAGGAAUUAUUAAUGUAUGUACAUGAUAUUUGUAACAUGUAUUUAUCUGAAAUGCAUAAUUGUAUUGUUUGAAUUGUAUUGUUAUGCAACAAAACCAGGUUCGUUUUUUUAUGCUCACUUUUUAACUGUAAGGGCAAACUGCAAGAGAGAGAAAACAAUAGGAUUAUUUAGCUGUAUUAAUGUAAAUAUGUUAACUUGGGACCAGUCUUCUUUAAAAAACGGGGCUAUUGUAAUAGUCAGGUCGUAAAUGAUCGAGGACUUUGUAUGUUUAUCACGCUUCCGAGAUCAUGUUCAUGUUUGUUAACUUCUCAAAACAUGAUUACAUCUUAUUACAUACAUGUAUUGUGUGUAAAAACAAUGUAUAUUGUAGUUACAAGUUCAUAUUAAUGUAUUUUGUCGUAAGAUUUAAUGGUUAUGAUUCGCUCCAGAGAUAUGCUCAAAUUGUCCGCCGAUCUCCAGGCGAUUACGUCAUCAAAACGUGUUGUUGAUUCAGAGAUUGUUUAUACAUUAAAUCUGCUAAAAUAUAAAUGGAUAUUUAAAUAGUACUUACGCAGGCGUGUUCCUGGAGGUGGUAACUGGUAAACUAUAUCCAUUAAAUUUAAUGUCACGUCUUAUUUGGAUCUUAGAUCGCAUUCUUCUCGCUCUAACGUUCGGCGUCUUCUGCUACAUGCAUUACCGGAAGUACGAUGACGUCAUAUAGUGUACUCUCGUUCUAAAGCAGUUAGAGAGACAACAGACUCAACGUAAGUUGUAGUGUUUUUGGGCCGAGAUAUUUUCUAGGAAAUUUUGCAUUAUUAGAGUUUUAUAUUUGAAUUACUAAUAACUACAGUGCUGCAUUCUUGGCUCUGCCUUUGCGCACAGAAGUUAUUCUUGUGAAAUUGAAAAUUUGGAAGUUACAGGAAUAAUAGAUCUACAGUACUCUGAACUGUCAUAACGGACAAGUUGGUAAACUAGCAAAGUUUUAUUCACUCUUGCAGUUGCCUAUCCUUGAAUUGCUAUUGUCAUCUGUAAAAUAAAUAACAACAACAGCGAGUAAAGAUUCACUGACUUUA
Messenger RNA from Haliotis rubra (blacklip abalone), 2504 nucleotides. Its product is annotated as protein mono-ADP-ribosyltransferase PARP3-like. Gene Ontology annotation, cellular component: site of double-strand break. Bases 266 to 1141 code for a protein of 291 amino acids. The transcript is spliced from 7 exons. The record is from RefSeq and is a predicted model, not a curated record. Lineage: Eukaryota; Metazoa; Mollusca; Gastropoda; Lepetellida; Haliotidae. Gene Ontology annotation, molecular function: NAD+ poly-ADP-ribosyltransferase activity.